AUGGACUCUUUCCUGAAGGUUUCGCGCCUUCUGGGGUUUCAAUACCUCCUAAUAAUCCUUGCUAUUCUCACCCGGGGCGGUGUAGAUGGCCACUCUUGGGUCGACGAACUAACUUGUGCAAGCGGUCCGUUCUUUACAAGCCGUCCGUUACCUCCAGGCAUUCCUACAGAAGGAUACAUUCGAGACUAUGUCGGCCGUCAAUCUACCCAAAUCGACCAGCUUACAACUUUCCGUAUCCUAGAUUUAUCAUCUAACCAACCUGUCUGCCCUCCUGGUCGUACCUCUACUGGUUACAGCAAGAAGUUCCCAAAGCUCAGAGCCACCCCAGGAGAUCUCAUCAAAGCAUCCUACCUUGAAAACGGUCACAUCUGGCAAACUCUCGCUGGUAUCAACGGUCCUGAUGCCAAACCCGGCACGAUCUACUGGUAUGGGACUCAAACUCCCAAAUCGGACCGUGACAUCGCCAGUGUUCUCGAGUGGACUCCGGAUGGCAAAGGUGGUGAUGGCGAAGGGUUUCUAUUGGCGGCUACACCUUUCGAUGACCUUGUUUGCAUUGAAACCGGUCACGAAGAUGCAGAAGAAGGACGUGUAGGCGGACCUUGUAGCAGCUACUUUCGACUUCCUGAAACUGCUGAGGAAGGCAAGGAUUUCACUGUUUACUGGCUUUGGGAUUACACUGAGCACUUCGGACCACCAAAGCCUGGUUUCAUUGAGUGGUACUCAUCUUGCUUGGACAUCGCCGUCAUCUCCAAAGAAGACGCCCUCAAGGAAAUCGAGGAAGCCCGUCGUAAUGCCCAACCCCUUCCUACAGACUCCACUCCAACAAAGGCUCUCAACCGUCACCUCCGUCGCCAACAACUCUACAACGAACGACGAAAGCAAGCUGGCGAGAAGAAGUCAUCGUGGUUCUCCUGGUGA
Molecule: messenger RNA, 918 nt
Organism: Orbilia oligospora ATCC 24927
Lineage: Eukaryota; Fungi; Ascomycota; Orbiliomycetes; Orbiliales; Orbiliaceae
Exons: 4
Coding region: 1-918 (305 amino acids)
Source: RefSeq, a predicted model, not a curated record